AAUAACUGUUAUUGCCGCCCCUUUUCUUGCCUUUCCUUCCUCUGGCGGCGCGGAGAAAGUGCCCAAGAUGUCUGCUCAUCUGCAGUGGAUGGUCAUUCGCAACUGCUCUAGUUUCCUAGUUAAGAGGAACAAGCAGGUGUUUAGUACUGAACCUAACAACUUAAAGGCAAGAAACUCCUUCAGGUACAAUGGGCUUGUUCAUAAAAAAACAGUUGGUGUUGAACCUGCUGCUGAUGGAAAGGGAGUCAUUGUUAUACUAAAAAAACGUACAGGUCAACGUAAACCUGCCACAUCUUAUGAAAAAAUCACAGUCAACAAGAACUCCCGUGCUACUCUAAGCAGCUUGCGUCAUAUAAUCCGCAAGAACAAUUACAGAAAGGACCUCCGCAUGGCUGCCCUGAGACGUGCUAGCGCUAUCAUAAGAAGCCAAAAACCAGUCGUCCUGAAAAAGAAACGUACAAGAGUUGCCAAGACUGCAUAAACUGACCAAAAAGUUUAUAAUAAAGAUGAUUCUUCUCUUGAA
Molecule: messenger RNA, 523 nt
Organism: Spea bombifrons (plains spadefoot toad)
Lineage: Eukaryota; Metazoa; Chordata; Amphibia; Anura; Pelobatidae
Gene: RPL28
Product: ribosomal protein L28
Exons: 5
Coding region: 68-481 (137 amino acids)
Biological process (GO): translation
Cellular component (GO): ribosome; cytosolic large ribosomal subunit
Molecular function (GO): structural constituent of ribosome
Source: RefSeq, a predicted model, not a curated record